Molecule: messenger RNA, 1155 nt
Organism: Capsella rubella
Lineage: Eukaryota; Viridiplantae; Streptophyta; Magnoliopsida; Brassicales; Brassicaceae
Product: endoglucanase 22
Exons: 4
Coding region: 1-1155 (384 amino acids)
Biological process (GO): carbohydrate metabolic process
Molecular function (GO): hydrolase activity, hydrolyzing O-glycosyl compounds
Source: RefSeq, a predicted model, not a curated record
AUGAAGACAUCGAUCUGCUCUUCCAUAGUAGUUCUCCUCCUCGUCCUCUUACCAACGACGAUCUCUCACAACUACGCCGAUGCUCUCACGAAGUCAAUCCUCUUCUUCGAAGGUCAACGCUCUGGUUAUCUUCCAAGAAAUCAAAGGAUGACGUGGCGUCGUAACUCCGCACUCAACGACGGCAAGAACCUCAAUGCCGACCUCGUUGGUGGUUACUACGACGCUGGAGACAACAUUAAGUUCCACUUCCCGAUGGCUUUUACGGCUACGAUGCUUGCGUGGAGCGCUGUCGACUUCGGUAGUUACAUGUCUCCGGCUGAUCUCCGGGACAACCUCAUUGCUCUCCGGUGGGGCACUGAUUAUCUCCUUAAGACUGUUUCGCAACUCCCUAAUCGCAUCUUCGUCCAAGUAGGUGAAGCAACACCGGAUCAUCAGUGUUGGGAGAGACCAGAGGAUAUGGACACACCACGUACGGCUUACGCAGUGGAAGCACCGAGCCCAGCCUCUGAUCUAGCGGGAGAAAUCACAGCUGCGUUGGCAGCAGCCUCAAUCGCAUUCAAACGAUUUGAUCCAAUAUAUUCUAAAAUAUUGCUCGACAACGCUUUAAAAACUUUUGAGUACGCAGAUUCACAUCGAGGUUCUUAUACCAGUAACCCUGCCACUAAACUUGCCGUCUGCCCAUUUUAUUGUAGUGUAAACGGAUAUGAGGAUGAGCUAUUGUGGGGAGCUGCAUGGCUGAGAAGAGCCACUGGCAAAGAUUCUUACCUUAAAUACUUAGUGGACAAUCGUCAAUCUUUUAGCGCAGAUUCCAAUUACUUUGAGUUUGGAUGGGAUAACAAAGUUGGAGGCGUCAAUGUUCUCGUUGCAAAGGAAGUAUUUGAAAAGGAUGUGGCUGUGAUUGCACCGUAUAAGGAUACAGCGGAAAAAUUGAUGUGUUCGUUUUUUCUGGAAAGUCCCGGUGCACAUAUGAGUUACUCUCCCGGUGGCCUUCUUUACAAACCCGGAAGCAGCCAGCUUCAAAACACCGUCGCAUUGUCUUUUCUCCUCCUCACCUACGCCAAUGACCUCUCUAAAUCCUCUCAACAGCUCCACUGUGGUAGUCUCAUGUUCCAACCGGAUUCUCUCCGUCGCUUGGCCAAACGACAAGUAAGUUAG